AUGGCGGCGGUUCCCGUUUAUCGUUGCCCUCACCCAAGAUGGCGGCGGUUCCCCGUUCAGCUGCCCGUCCCCUCACCCAAGAUGGCGGCGCCCAGCCCGGCAUCACGGCGCGACGCGCGGGGCGUGGCGCGAUGGCGGCAGUUCCACUUCUCGGCGCCCUCACCCAAGAUGGCGGCAGUUCCACUUCUCGUUGCCCUCACCCAAGAUGGCGGCGGUUCCCUUUUCUCGGCGCCCUCACCCAAGAUGGCGGCGGUUCCCUUUUAUCGUUGCCCUCACCCAAGAUGGCGGCGGUUCCCCGUUCACCUGCCCGUCCCCUCACCCAAGAUGGCGGCGCCCAGCCCGGCAUCACGGCGCGACGCGCGGGGCGUGGCGCGGAAGCUGGAGCUCUACUCCAUGGAGUGGGGGCUGCGGGAGGACCUGCGGGACUGCGUGGUGGCCGCUGCCCCGUACGGGGGUCCCAUAGCUCUGCUGAGGAAUUCCCGGCGGGACAAGACCCCCGGCGCCCGCCCGCUCCUGGAGAUCUACUCGGCCUCGGGGCUGCUCCUGGCCAGUGUCCCGUGGAAGAGCGGCAGCCUGGUGCACCUGGGCUGGACGGCGGGCGAGGACCUGCUGUGCAUCCAGGAGGACGGGACCGUGCUGGUCUACAACAUCUUCUGCGAGUUCCAGAGGCACUUCAGCAUGGGCAACGAGGUGCUGCAGAACCGGGUGCUGGAGGCGCAGGUUUUCCACACGGAGUUCGGCACGGGCGUGGCCAUCCUGACGGGAGCGCUGCGCUUCUCCCUCGCCACCAACAUCGAGGACCUCAAGCUGCGCCGCCUGCCCGAGGUCCCUGGGCUGCAGAAGCCCCCGCCGUGCUGGGCCGUGCUGGCCCAGGACAGGGUGACCAUGGUGCUGCUGGCCAUGGGACAGGAGCUCUUCCUGCUGGACAACACCUCCUGCUCCGUGCUGCCACAGGAGAAGUUCUGUGAGUUCAACACCGGCGUCCGCUCCCCGCCCAGGCAGAUGGUUUGGUGCACGCGGCCCCGCAGCCGGCAGCGAGCCGUGGUGCUGGCCUGGGAGCGGCAGCUGAUGGUGGUGGGCCACGCCUCGGAGAGCAUCCGCUUUGUCCUGGAUGAGGAUUCCUUCCUGGUGCCCGAGCUGGACGGGGUCCGGAUCCUCUCCCGCAGCUCCCACGAGUUCCUGCACGAGAUCCCGGAGGCCAGCCAGGAGAUUUUCCGCAUCGCCUCCAUGGCUCCGGGCGCGCUGCUGCUGGAGGCGCAGAAGGAGUACGAGAAGGAGAGCCAGAAAGCCGACGAGUACCUGCGGGAGAUCCGGGAGCAGCAGCUGCUCCCCGAGGCCGUGGGCCAGUGCAUCGAGGCCGCGGGCUACGAGCACGAGCCCGACACGCAGAAAUCCCUGCUGAGGGCAGCUUCAUUUGGGAAGUGUUUCCUGGAUAAAUUCCCCCCGGAGGGGUUCGUGCGGAUGUGCCAGGACCUGCGGGUCCUCAACGCCGUCCGGGACUACCAGAUCGGGAUCCCGCUCACCUUCACGCAGUACAAGCAGCUCACCAUCGAGGUGCUGCUGGACAGGCUGGUCCUGCGCCGCCUGUACCCUCUGGCCAUCCGCAUCAGCGAGUUCCUGCGGCUGCCGGAGAUGCAGGGCGUCAGCCGCAUCCUGGCGCACUGGGCCUGCUACAAGGUGCAGCAGAAGGACAAGUCGGACGAGGAGGUGGCCCAGGCCAUCAACCAGAAGCUGGGGGACGCGGCGGGCAUCUCCUACUCGGACAUCGCCACGCGCGCCUACGACUGCGGCCGCGCCGAGCUGGCCAUCAAGCUGCUGGAGUACGAGCCCCGCAGCGGGGAGCAGGUGCCGCUGCUGCUGAAGAUGAAGCGGAGCAAGCUGGCCCUGGGCAAGGCCAUCGAGAGCGGGGACACCGACCUGGUGUACACCGUCGUGCUCCACCUCAAGAACGAGCUCAACCGCGGCUCCUUCUUCAUGACCCUGCAGAACCAGCCCGUGGCACUGAGCCUGUACCGCCAGUUCUGCCGGCACCAGGAGCGGGAGACGCUGAAGGAUUUGUACAACCAGGACGACAACCACCAGGAGCUGGGCAACCUGCACGUGCUGGGGGGCUACAGCCAGAGGCGGAUCGAGGGCCGCGUGGCCGCCCUGCAGAGCGCCCUGGAUGAGUUCUACAAGGCCAAGAACGACUUCGCUGCCAAGGCCACGGAGGAGCAGAUCAAGCUGCUGCGGCUGCAGCGGCACCUGCAGGAGGAGCUGGACAAGCCCUACCUGGACCUGUCCCUGCACGACACCGUGGCCACGCUGAUCCUGGACGGGCACCACAAGCGCGCCGAGCAGCUCUACCGGGACUUCAGGAUCCCCGACAAGAGGUACUGGUGGCUGAAGAUCAACGCCCUGGCCACCCGCGGGGACUGGGAGGAGAUGGAGAAGUUCUCCAAGAGCAAGAAGUCGCCCAUUGGGUACCUGCCCUUCGUGGAGGUGGCCGUGAAGCACCACAACCGCUACGAGGCCAAGAAAUACACGCCCCGCGUGGGGCCCGAGCAGCGCGUCAGGGCCCUCGUGCUCGUGGGGGAGCUGGAGCAGGCUGCGGAGGCGGCUCUGGAGCGGCGCAGCGAGGCCGAGCUGGGGCUGGUGCUGGCGCGCUGCGAGCCCGGCCCGGGCGGCGACGGCCUGGCUGAGCGGCUGGGCCGGGCCCGCGCCCAGCUGCUGAGGAAGUGACCGGGACAGCGACAGCGGGGACAGGGAGGGACAGAGGGGACAGAGGGGACAGGGAGGGA
Molecule: messenger RNA, 2780 nt
Organism: Lonchura striata (white-rumped munia)
Lineage: Eukaryota; Metazoa; Chordata; Aves; Passeriformes; Estrildidae
Source: RefSeq, a predicted model, not a curated record